AUGGACUCGGAGAUCGGCGCGCAAGGCACCGUCGCAGAGGGCGAGAGCGCCUGGUCGACCGUCGAGCAGACGAUGGAAGACCCGGAGGAGAUGAGAGUCAUGUUCAGUGCACUGGACUCUUUUGCACAGAGAGAACACAGCCAAUAUGCCAAGGUUGCCCACUUCAACGUGACGCACCUCCGUCGUCGCUCGUUCUACGCUCUCCCCCAAUCUCAGUGGCAGAUGCUCGCCUCUCUACCCUUCAACUUCCUCGACACCCUCGAUAGGACCGACGCGGCCAUCGACCGCAACGCCGAGCUGGCGCGUGACAUCGUCGCCUCUGGUCUGAGGUCGUUCGGCCUGACCGAGAUGCCCCGCGCCUGGGUCGGCGUGGCCAAGCACUCGGACAUUGACAAGGCCAGGAGCACGCUCCGGCAGUUCUACCGGGAUUGGACGGCCGACGGGUCGGGGGAGCGCCAGGCCUCGUUCGGUCCCGUCUUGGAAGCCUUGGAGGCCGAGAGGUCCCGUCGAAGGAGGCACGGCACGGCCAGGGAGGCGGACGGGGAGACGACGGAGGAGGACGGGGAGUUCAAAGUCUUGGUCCCGGGAGCAGGUCUGGGAAGGCUGGUGUUCGACCUGUGCUACCGCGGCUUCUCGGCCGAGGGCAACGAGAUAUCGUACCACUCCCUCCUGGCAUCGUCGUACAUCCUGAACGAGUGCCCCUCGGCCGGCCACCACCGCAUCUUCCCCUGGGUCCACAGCUUCUCCAACCACCGCGUGCGGUCCAACCACCUGCGCUCCUACGCCGUCCCGGACAUCCACCCGGCCACGGCGCUGUCUCUCCACCCGGACCCCAAGGGGUCCAUGUCCAUGUGCGCCGCCGACUUCCUCUGCGUCUACGGCGACGAGGAGCACGCCGAGGCCUACGACGCCGUGGCGACCGUCUUCUUCCUCGACACGGCACCCAACCUGGCCCGCUACCUGGACGUGGUACACCGCUGCCUGAGGCCGGGCGGCAUCCUCGUCAACGUAGGACCCCUGCUGUGGCACUUUGAGAACAACGCCCCCGGCAACGGCGGCCAGGACGACGACGGCGACGGCCAGCACGACUCGCGCAGCUCGUCGGGCAUAGCCGACCCGGGGAGCUUCGAGCUGGCAAACGACGAGGUCAUGGCCCUCCUCGAGGCCGUCGGGUUCCGCAUCGAGUCUAGGCGGGACGACGUCGAGACGCCCUACAUCCAGGAUAGGGACAGCAUGCUCCAGACCGUGUACAGGUCCAGCACCUGGGUUGCCAGGAAGGUCAGCCGUCAUGUAGACAUGGAAGCACCCAUAACGACGUCUUGA
This is a messenger RNA of Geosmithia morbida, 1323 nucleotides long. Its product is annotated as N2227-like protein. The transcript has 2 exons. The record is from RefSeq and is a predicted model, not a curated record. Gene Ontology annotation, molecular function: S-adenosylmethionine-dependent methyltransferase activity. Lineage: Eukaryota; Fungi; Ascomycota; Sordariomycetes; Hypocreales; Bionectriaceae. Bases 1 to 1323 code for a protein of 440 amino acids.